UAGGCUAGACUCUAGAUCUAAUUGAAAACAAGACCAAAGUGAAUUAGGCCUAGGCUAGCCUUGAGCGAUCGAUAGAUCUAGAAUAGGAAGGCAUAGAUCUAUAUGUCCGGAAGAGCUCGAAUCUGUUUGACGGCACGAAAGAGUAGAUCUAGGCUAUCUCUCGAAUAAUCAACAGUGAGACUACUGAGACGUCACCCGAGUCUGGAGAAAUUUCGCCGGCCUGUCUGUGCACUGUGCAUCCUCAAACUCGAGGUGCCGUGGACGUGUGACCUCGAACGUCGAAAGCACUGAAAACUGAAAAGCGCCUGCGAAGCGAAGCAGUGGUGACGUCGACAGAGAUCUACUUGAGAGAUUAGAAUCUAGAUCUAGACUAGGCCUACCGAUUAGUCUUUUACUACGGUUGCGAACCAUAUUAUUAGGCAAGCCAUGGAUUUCGUUACCAUAGUCGAAUGGGCGACUGUUGUUGUCACUUUUGUGAUGAUAGGAUCAGGAUCACCCAUAUGUAUCAAUAUGUACAAGCAAAAAAGCACAAGAAAUGUGCCUUACCUCCUUUUCCUGAUAUCAGCCUUUGUGAGCACUGUGAGCCUGCAGUAUGGGUUGGUCAUAAAAAAUUCAGUGCUCAUUCUCAUCAACGUUGUAGCAGUACUUGUGUGGGGCCUGUAUAUCAGUGUGUACAUCCUGGUCAGCAAAUCCAAGACUUUGCCGCUGGUCAAGCUGAUGUCGGUUGUUCUCUUGUACUGGGGCCAUCUGCUCUACCUCGAGUCAGUGCCGAAGAAAGAUGUAAUUUCUACCUUGGGAGUUUUUCUCAUUGUCUGGUGCGUGGUUGCCUAUCUCAUCCCAGCUCUUGACAUUCUGACCAUGGUGAGAGAAAAGUCUGCUGCUAGCUGUGACCUGUCUCUGUUGCUGGGAGGCACUCUGAGUGCCUCUGUGUGGUACCUCUACGGAGUGCUGGUGGAAGACGUCAACAUAUAUCUGCCGUGCAUUAUAGGGCUGGUCGUGAGUGGCAUCAAGUUCUUCCUCAUGUUGUUGUACCGAUCUGGACCCAAAAAAUCGACCACCACCGAGUUCUCCAAAGUUCGAGGAGGAGACAAGGCCACAGAAUUUCAUGAAGAGGUCUACCGUGUCUCCUCCAGGGAUGGUCUGCGGCAGAGAAUGUAAUAAAACUUUGUCUUUUGGGUUUAUAGACAUGGUAAAUUGUCAUUGCUUGUAAUCAGUGGCAUGUGAUUUAUUAUUGGAAAAAAUCUGGAAACUAUCACGGAAUAGAAUCAAUUUUUCGAAAAGUUAAAUGGCAUGAUGUCUUAUUUGUAUAGCUUUUAUAACGAUCUUUAUUCUGAAAAUGGUUUAAGGCACACACUAUAAUCUUCAGUGUUUUCAUCUUUUUUGGGUGGAAGGUUAGAUAUAGAAGAUAAAUGUAUGAUCAUGAAAUAACUAUGUUGCACCCAUGAUUACUUACGUACCGGUAAUUCAUAUUCAGUGGUUUCACCAGUAGUAGGUGGAGGGUUUGAUAAAGAAGAUCAAUAUAAUGAUCAGGAAUAAACGAUGUUGCACCCAGAAUUACUUACACAGUUAAAAUCUGUAGCAUUUUUACAUUUUCAGCUAUAUUCGAGUAUGACAAUAAUUGCUGAGUGAGGGAGUUUUGAGUAAAGUGUUGUGUCAGUUUGUGGUGGGCCAGUAAAAUGUGUUGAAAAAAAAUCCAUAUUAUGUGUAUCUGAAGAUAUUUUGUCAAAAGUCACUUUCCUCAUUUUCUUUUUCAUUUUGAUGAUUGAUAUAAUGCGUGAAUUUCCUUUUAUUUUAAUAGUUCGUUCUAGUCUCCUCCACUGAGUGGCAUGGACUUGAUGCACUUCUACAAUGACGGCUGUGUACUCCACUUCAUGUAGGCUUUCAUCUCUCCUCUUCAUUUUUUCUUUCACUCCAAGUUGAAUAUUUCUGUACUUUUUAUUUUAUGUUUGAUAAAAUGUCUUUUGAUGCCAUGUCUAGUCCUGAAAGAUACACUCGAAAUGAUGUCCAAUGAACCUGUCCGUACUUUGACAAUUGGGGCCAAUCUAAGAAAGCAAAAUUUUGUGAAUAUUUUUUUAUAAGGGGUCCAACACCUUCUUUUGUUGCCUUUGAUUUGGGUCAUUAUUUGAUUCUGAUUUUUGUAUUACAUUUCCUUCAUUAGGUUCUUUGAUAUAUUUUGAAGAAGAAAUGGUCUGCCCUUUGAUCUUGAGAAAUGUGUAAUACGAGCGGAUCUUUGAAUGAGGCAGCAGUUUGGCUUUCUUUUUGAGGAAAAUAAGCCUACAGUUCUUUCGAUGGAGACAUAAUGAAGAAGCAAUUUGAGUGGUUCAAUACAACAAAUGACUUUUUAUUAUAAACUUGCUAAAUGUAGGACCAUGCUUACUGUGCGGGUGUAUGUAU
Molecule: messenger RNA, 2394 nt
Organism: Aplysia californica (California sea hare)
Lineage: Eukaryota; Metazoa; Mollusca; Gastropoda; Aplysiida; Aplysiidae
Product: sugar transporter SWEET1
Exons: 6
Coding region: 427-1158 (243 amino acids)
Biological process (GO): carbohydrate transport
Cellular component (GO): membrane
Molecular function (GO): sugar transmembrane transporter activity
Source: RefSeq, a predicted model, not a curated record